AAAUGGUUAGUAAAUUAAUUCUUCCGAGUACGAUUACUUAAAACCAGAGCUGGAAGCCUCUGUUCUUUGCAGACAAUAUUUUACAUCUCUAGAUUCUGAUAGACUCUCCAUGGAUGGAUGGCGUUGCAAUGUUGACGGCGACCUCAGCUACGCCGCAAGAGCUCUUGGUUCAUUUGCAGGACCAUUAAUCUACUCUCAAGAACCAGGGCAAUUCAUCUAUCAGAUCUCACAGAAAAUGGAGGACCCGGACUUGAAGGGCAUCUUCCCUUUCAAGCAGUUGAAGAACCAACAACAAGGCGUGCAAUUUCCAGCCGACGAGGCGGUGAUCAUGAAGGCCAUGUUGGCCGUCAUCUCUUCCACCACCACGACCCCGUCGUCGUCCGCCGUAUCUUCGCCGUCGACGAUGUCCAACCCAGCUGGAGAAGUUUUCGGCGAGCAGAACAAUUCAAGUAGGCGAGCGUUUAGGCCUUACAAUCCUGUUUUGGCUCCCAAGCUCGAACUCAAAGAGAUUAGUUUGUGCGGCCAAAAGAUGAUAAAGGGCUCGAUCUGCUUCCUGAGAAGAAUAAAGUGUGAUCGGCAGCGAGUAGAGGGGAUGAAGACGACGACAUGGCCAGAGCCGGCGACGAGCAACCAGUUGCACCAUGUGAUAUCGGAACGGAGACGUCGCGAGAAGCUCAACGACAGCUUCCACAGGCUCAGCAUGAUUCUUCCUCCGGAUUCCAAGAGGGAUAAAGCUUCAGUGCUGAUCAGUGCGAGGAACUACUUGAAGACCCUGAGAGCCCAAAUUAUGGAUCUCCAGGAAAAGAACAGAAAACUGGAAGCACAUCUACCAAUAUUAGAUCACGAGAUGGCAGAAGGCAAUUUCCAAGUCGAAGUCAUGAAAUUAGGCUCAGACCAGUCACGCUCGCAGUUGGAGCAAAUCCACAUCAAGAUCACAGUGAGAGUGGAAUGCGACAUUGUGAAUAUAAUCCUGCAAGUUCUGGAGUGCCUCAGAGGGAUGAGGAUCGUGAGCAUAGCUUCAGUGGAUGCUCGUGCAUACUCCCCUAAGAUGCGAAUCUCUGCCAGAGUAAAUCUGAAGCUACAGAUUAAGAGUUGCGACUGGAACGAGGCAUUAUUCCAGGAAGCCAUGAACAGGGCGAUUAAUGGCGUUGCACCACCUGCUGAACCCCUUCCUUUUCGCAAUUUAGAUUUGUAGGAUUUGUUUUAGAAAUGCACUUGCGUAGCUCUAAGUCUUAUGUUGUUGAAAUAAAAAAAUUCAGUCACUCAUCACGAUCUUAGGGGAUCAUGGUAGACUUUGUAUUUUGAAAUGCACUUGCGUAGCUCUAAGUCUUAUGUUGUUGAAAUAAAAAAAUUCAGUCACUCAUCA
Molecule: messenger RNA, 1366 nt
Organism: Zingiber officinale
Lineage: Eukaryota; Viridiplantae; Streptophyta; Magnoliopsida; Zingiberales; Zingiberaceae
Product: putative transcription factor bHLH041
Exons: 4
Coding region: 110-1195 (361 amino acids)
Molecular function (GO): protein dimerization activity
Source: RefSeq, a predicted model, not a curated record